AUGGACGGAAAUGGUCCAGUUGUUGCUAACACUGGAAGCAGCAGUAAAGUAGAAAACGAUUUGGUCGGCUCAAGAAAAAGAAAACGACCAGAACCAGACCGGUCGGAGAUAGAAAAUGAAGAAAACGAUUUUGUUGUCGGUGUCUCGGACACCGGUAAUGUGGCAGAGCAGAUGCAGGGCAAUGGGCCGAUGGAUGAAGAGAUGCACUCUGUCUCCAGUAAGCUGCUCGGCAUUUAUCCCGGGAAGCUUCAGCUACCAUUUAAGGCCAAUCAGCUGACCUCUUGUUCACUACAGCUGACUAACACGACGGAUGACCACGUUGCUGUCAGGCUUCUGACAAAGUGCCCAAAGAGAUACAUGGCAAAGAUGCCACUCUGUUGCAUCGUGCCUCCAAAGUGCAUCUACACACACAUAGUGACAGACUCAGCGGCCAUCGAGUUUAGCAAAUUUUUUAAAGAAGCCAAAGAGAUGGCGGAUGAUAAGGUGUAUGAGCUGAAGUUGAGUGUUAUUUCUGACCCACUAAAAGAGACAACCUACGCUCAGAUUGUAUCCAAUAGGAAGUUUUCACACGUGCUGUCGAUGGACGUGCAUCCGACGGAACCCUGGAUUCUGAUGACCAACCAAGCAGGAGAGGAUGUCAUUUGGGACUACCAAGCACAGUUUGUUAUGGUGAAUAUGCUCAUUUAUAUGCAGGCCAUUGCUAAAUCCUUUGACUUAACACAGAAACCAGUUUACUCUGCUAAAUUCAUUGAGCGAGAGGAAUGGAUUGUCGCUGGUGAUGGCUACGGGACUAUCUAUGUAUACAGUUAUCAUACAGAGGAAGAAGUUACAAACUUCGAAGCUCACGAUAGUAACAUCACGUCUUUGGCCGUGCAUCCCACUGAUCCUCUUGUCCUCUCAUCGUCCGAGGAUCGCCUGAUAAAACUCUGGGAUUGGGAGAAGACUGGGAGUGUACUCGAACAUUUGAGGGACACUCCGAUAGAGUAA
Miscanthus lutarioriparius is the source of this 987-nucleotide messenger RNA. NCBI's taxonomy places the organism in Eukaryota, Viridiplantae, Streptophyta, Magnoliopsida, Poales, Poaceae. The record is from the annotation of a GenBank genome assembly.